Molecule: messenger RNA, 631 nt
Organism: Venturia canescens
Lineage: Eukaryota; Metazoa; Arthropoda; Insecta; Hymenoptera; Ichneumonidae
Exons: 4
Coding region: 78-569 (163 amino acids)
Source: RefSeq, a predicted model, not a curated record
UUUUUAAGCGCCUUAAUAAAUUCUGAAGAUACUAAUUUUCAGAAUUUUAUUAACACUCCAAAAUAACUAUAAGCAGAAUGCGUUUUCUUUCGAUAUUUUUUUUUGUUGUUAUGUGUGGGGUCAUCGACGAGGUGAAUUCUAUGAUGAUAAGGUACGUUGCCAAACAAAAGACGACGAAAAUAUAUAAAGAGGAUAUUGUGUCAGCUAAAACACCGGUUACGGAGGGCCAACCGGUGACUUGGCACAAAAGUUUCGAUCAAGGCGAGCUCUACUUCGGUGGUAUAGUGCGAUACAAGGAUGAAGAGGAAGACCUGGACUGGAGCGACAUUUGUGUGAAACUCAUAGACGGCUCGUCGACUCAUCUGGCGGGAGAAAUAUUACGAAAAACAUGGAUUCCCGACGGUUCUUGUCCUGUCAAGGAGGGAACCUUCAAAACGACAAAUCCCACGGAUCCGGACUACGUGGACUUGACUGAUCCGGCUCCAAAGUAUUCAUUCUUCCUAGACGUCGGAUAUUCUGAAGACGAUUUGAUUUUCUCCACGGAAUAUCUCGUGCAAAGAGUCGGUUAAAUUACGACUUCAAGUACAUUGUAUUUUUCCGACGAGCGCGUCGUCGAGUUCAACAAAUAAGU